This is a messenger RNA of Pseudozyma flocculosa PF-1, 474 nucleotides long. RefSeq lists its product as uncharacterized. The record is from RefSeq and is a predicted model, not a curated record. The transcript is spliced from 4 exons. The coding region runs from base 1 to 474 and encodes 157 amino acids. Lineage: Eukaryota; Fungi; Basidiomycota; Ustilaginomycetes; Ustilaginales; Ustilaginaceae. Gene Ontology annotation, cellular component: membrane.
AUGCCUCUCUUCGUCCUCAGCCCGGCCUCUCUGGCCCACUCGGCUCUCUUUGCCGGCUACUACUCCUAUCUCGGCGCUUCGGUCAUCAGCCUGCGUAUGAAGACGGGCCUCACCUUGGGCGAGGGCGACUCCCCCUCGAUUCGACUCAACUCCAAGAGCCCCAACGCGCAGGACGACACCAAGCUCAAGCAGGCCGUCCGCGCUCACGCCAACUUCAACGAGACUGUACCCCUUGGCUUCUUCCUCAUCUUCCUCGCCGAGCUCAACGGCGCCCCCACUAGCCUUGUCCACGCCGCCUACACCACCCUCUUCCUCUCACGCGUCGCCCAUGCCCUCGGCAUCACCGCGCCCAACGCUAGCGGCCGCGGCAGGCCGAUCGGCGCCGCCGGCACGCUCCUCGUCACCCUUGGCGCCGGUCUCUACAACCUCAACCUCGGCUGGGAGCCUCUCAAGUCGUUCCUCGGCUUCAAGUAA